AUGACAGACAUAUUACGGUGCCCAAGCUGCAAUAUGACCUUCAAGUCUUUAUUAUUACUGCAAAAGCACAGAGAGAAGUUCUGUAUCGGUGGAGACAUAGGCAGAGUAAGAAAAACACAGACACCGCAGGACAUGGUCAACCGGCUAAAAAACUCUGCACAGAAUAAAGAUGACCAACUGAAGACCAAUGGAACAGAUAAUGAAACACAUCUACGCUAUCUCGCUGAGGCGCACAGCAAGCAAAUCAGUGAAAUUAUGUCACAGAACAGGCUGUUGGAAAAACAAAGAGACGAUAUCGUGCAAAGGCUAAAUGAAAUAACAGCUGGAAACAGGAAUACAGGCUACUUAGAAAAAAUGAUAAGGCAUUUGAAUGCUCAAGAGCAAAAGAAUGAACUACUUUUAACUUCUAUGAAGCAACAAAUCGACAUGCUGCAGGCUGAAGCACUAAAACGAGGUAUUUCAUCAAGGCACAGUGAAUCUCCAGCUUCUCGGAAAUUAGAAAGAGCUUUUCAAAAGCCAUUUGUUCAAAUUUAUGGAGGCGGAAGCUUGACUUCUGAAAUCAGUGCCUUACGCAUGACUUACCUGCAGAAUGGAGGAAAUGAUCAAAUGAUCUUGGCAAAUUUACAGGAUCUUCUUACCGAGGCACAGCUCAUAGAACAAAGAGAAAAACGUGCACGCUCCAUUCAGAAGAAGAAAAACAAAAAAGUAUACGCAAGUACAAAAUUGGACUUGAAUGAGAAAUUAAUAACUCUUGAAAUGGAAAAUCAGCACUUAGAAGAUGAGCUCUUCAAACUUCAGCUUCAAAGGCAAAGAAACAGCAGGAUUCCAAGAACAACCAAUGGAGAAGUUGAGAGGACCCUUCAACUCCCUAGGUUUAUGAAAGAACGGACUCAACAAAAUGUAAAAACCUUAAAUGCAGAAUUAGAAGUGUUAAAGCAAGAACUGGAAAUUCAGAAGCUAAAGCGUCGUAUUAAAACAUCAGUUACUCAGCGAGCCAAACCCCAGCAGGAUAUACUUCAUCCAAUGGAAAUGAACAAACCUGACACCCCAAAUCUUGGCAGACAUUUUUUAAAUCUCAGACAUGGACUAGAGCCUGCACCAUACGAUCCAAUUUCUGGCUUUGUUGUCUUUUAUGACUAUCUUCUUGGACUUGAUUCAUCGUACCGAGUAUGCAGACUAGCUGUCAGUUUAUGCAGUGCGGGGCAGGAGAUUGGAAAUCCUUCUUACCUUCCACCAGUGUAUUGCGAUACUUCCCUAUCAAAGUUCUAUGACAGCAAAAAACAGAAUAUAGCAAUGCUAUCUACAAAACAAGCUGUUCCCAGAGUACGGCCUUCUUCAAACAUAUCGCUAAUAAUCGAAUUGCAAGCAUCCGGUGGAUAUGAUCCUUAUGGGCAAGAAGUCAACCGCCUAAUUCCUCGAGGAUGGGUAAAGGUGGACGUUUUUGACUACCAGAACCGAGUCAUAAGUGGAUUGUGGAAAGUUCCAGUUCGAAUCCUUCCUGUUAAGCCAUUACUGACAACAGGGGCUUUAAAUGGAGUACCACAGUUAGAAAAUGCAGAACUGUUUAUUCGACUUGUGAAUGCAAGGGAUGCAGAUACACAGAGCACUUACCCAAUUGAUAUCAGUAGUUCGGUAUACUAUAAAUACCCCCCUCUGACUGCAGCAUAUUCCCAUCCAGAAGAACUUGUCCUUCCAUCUCCCUAUUAUUCACCCCCUUACGCUUUCCCAAGUGUGCAGCCUAUGUAUGAAGACAAUGUGGAUUCUCCCCCUUCAAGAGAUAAUAUGAUGACACAAUGACGCUAAAAUCUGAGUUUAUGAUCAUCACUGA
Messenger RNA from Hyla sarda, 1828 nucleotides. Its product is annotated as coiled-coil domain-containing protein 17-like. NCBI's taxonomy places the organism in Eukaryota, Metazoa, Chordata, Amphibia, Anura, Hylidae. The record is from RefSeq and is a predicted model, not a curated record. The coding region runs from base 1 to 1797 and encodes 598 amino acids. The transcript has 13 exons.